CUGACUCUCCUUCCACCACCCUUCACUCACCUUACCCCCCUGUCCUGCUUGGCCAGAGCCCCUCAGUCCCGGUCAGAGAGAGAUCCAACACAGGUUGCACUUUCAAGACCCUACUUUCCUCUCUUAAAGGAUACUGACACAAGCUGACAUAUUGCAGACAACAUGUCUCAGCAUUCUCUGAUGUCAACACAGGAGAGGAAAAUGCAGGCGGCUGCCAUUUGUAGAGAGAUCCAUGCCACUAAUGAACCAGAGAUGGAUCUGGGAAGGAAGGUUAGUGCACCAAAGGAAAUAAUGUUGGAAGAACUUUCCUUAGCCUCAAACAGGGGCUCUCGUCUCUUCAAGAUGCGUCAGAAACGCUCAGAGAAAUAUACCUUUGAAAGUAUUCAGAAUGAAGUCAACAUACAACACAGUAGUGAUGCCAUUACUCCAGGUCAAAAUCCAGAAAUGACAGACAUUUUGGCAAAUGGUCUUGGAGUUGACCAGGCCUCAAAAACAUCCAACCAUGAAAGUAUUGCCCCAGGUUAUGGUGGUCCUUUAAAGGAUGUUCCAUCAGAGAAGUUCAACAGUACAGCAAUGCCCAGAUCCUAUCAGUCCCCCUGGGGACAGGCCAUCAUUAAUGACCCUUCUCUGGUUGAUACGCUGGUCACCCGUAUGCCUGAACCUGAGCCCAGGCAUGAGAUACCAAAAUACAAGAGCUUCAACAGGGUGGCGAUUCCAUUUGGUGGCUUUGGCAAGGCACCCAGAGCCCCUGUUAAACCUCUUGAUGUGGAUCUUGGCCAUGGCAUUCCCAGUCCCUUACCAAAAGCACCUCUAGCUGACCCCGUGAUCAAGCGGCCCACAUUCAACAGAACAGCCUCGGGCUGGAUUGCUGACAGUGCCCCUCUUAUACUUCCUACUGUCCCACUUGAGCCCAUAUCAUCCAUGUCUUCCACAUUUAUCCCUGAGUCAGAUGAGCUCUGAGCAUUAUCCCAGUCUUGUGCACUUCAUUGCCACUGUAAUACAAGAGGCACUCUCAAAGAAUUUUUAUUAUAACUAAUAUUGUUACAUGGUUGAAUCAGGCUAGGCCAGGAAUUACAGUAUAUUACUGAUAUUUCUUUUUAUUCUCUUUGAAGAACAAAAAUGGCCCUCGGUACAAACAACUGACAGUAAAUUUACAGGUCAAUACAUAAUUGAUCCCAAAGGUGAAACUUGGUAACUUUGGCAUACUGAAAAAUUUGUAUUCAUUCUAAAGUAAGGCAUAUUUUCUACCAAACAAUUGUUUAUGCAGCAACGGAACUAUUUUCUGUGGAUGACUGGAAUUGUCUCCUAAAGUUUAAGUUCCACAUAAAAAGUCAAAUAGAUCUAUAAGAUGCCAACUUCACAAAUCUUAUGCAACCCAAAUAUGGGCUUGCUGAUAUAUACCUGUAUAAACCUGUAAAUAUACAUGUAUAAAUGUCUGGUGACAUCAACAUAUAUAUUUUAAUUAAUGAAUAAAAUAGUUUAAUGAACUUAUGUUCAUUUUCAUGUAUUUUCAAAUCAUUCAAAUGACAGUCACAACAGCUUUAUGGUUUUGUGCUACUGUCAGGAUCCCGUCACAACCGUCUGCUUUGUUUAUAGUUCCAGGGUUGCAAACUCUGGUUACCUGGUUGGACUGAGAUUUUGAUGACAUAGGCUGAAUCAAUCACGCAUGCAUUAUUUGUAUUAGUAGCCUUAACAUCUUAAAUGUGCAACACCAAACCCUAUCAACCAUUUGAUUUAAACCCCACAAUGAAAAAAAUGAUCUGUUUUUCUGCAUGCUUACACUAAUUAAAUUGCCAUUGAAAA
Myxocyprinus asiaticus (Chinese sucker) is the source of this 1803-nucleotide messenger RNA. RefSeq names its product myozenin-2-like. NCBI's taxonomy places the organism in Eukaryota, Metazoa, Chordata, Actinopteri, Cypriniformes, Catostomidae. The transcript is spliced from 6 exons. The record is from RefSeq and is a predicted model, not a curated record. The coding region runs from base 163 to 960 and encodes 265 amino acids. Gene Ontology annotation, cellular component: Z disc; actin cytoskeleton. Gene Ontology annotation, molecular function: FATZ binding; telethonin binding; actin binding.